Molecule: messenger RNA, 939 nt
Organism: Chenopodium quinoa (quinoa)
Lineage: Eukaryota; Viridiplantae; Streptophyta; Magnoliopsida; Caryophyllales; Amaranthaceae
Exons: 3
Coding region: 1-939 (312 amino acids)
Source: RefSeq, a predicted model, not a curated record
AUGGAGUACCUCUCUAGAUGCUUAUUUGAGCUAACUAAGUUUCCUGAUUUCAAUUUUCAUCAAAGAUGUGAAAGACUCUCAAUCACUCAUUUAAUGUUUGCUGAUGAUCUUCUGUUAUUCACUAGGGCAGAUGAGUGUUCUGUUAGGCUCAUGUUUAAAGCUUUUCAGAAGUUCUCUAGAGCUUCAGGCCUUGAGGCUAAUCUGUUAAAGAGUGAAGUUUAUUUUCGAGGGGUUAGCACUGAAUUACAGAAUACCCUUCUUGAAAGUCUAGGUAUGUUUGCUGGUGCUAUCCCUUUCAAGUAUCUUGGUGUCCCUUUAUCUUCAAAAAAAUUGACAAUUCAACAAUGCAAGCCUCUAGUUAACAAGAUUGCAAGUAGAAUUGAAGGGUGGGCUUCAAGAUUCUUGUCCUACUCUGGAAGUUAUUAUUUCAGAUCAGUUAACUUCUGGGAUGCUGAUAUCCCUAAGAAAAGCUCCUGGGUUCUCAGGAGGAUUUUGAAAUACAGGGAGUUAAUUGAUGAGAUUGGAGGGUGGGAUUCUAUUUUGAAGAAUAAUAGGGUUCAAAUUAAACUUAUCUACAAGAAUCUCAGGCAGCAAAGUCCAAAAGUCCCCUGGAAAAGACUUAUCUGUAAUAAUGGUGCUUCUCCAAGAUGCAUUUUCAUUCUCUGGCUUGCUAGUUGGAAUAGGUUGCUCACUAAAGACAGAGUUCUUAAAUGGAACCCCAGCUGUGAUCUUGUGUGUAUGCUAUGUUUGCAAGAAAAUGAAGAUGUCCAUCACCUUUUCUUUCUCUACACUUUUUCUAGAAGAAUUUGGGGAAAGGAUUUGCAGCUCUUAAAAUGUAAUAAACCCGUUCAAGGAUUUAAUCAGGAACUGGAAUGGGCUAUCAAGUACAGUAGGAAGUCAACUUUAACAGCCAGAUUUCAUGAAUGUGGUGUACAUUGA